Gossypium arboreum is the source of this 1193-nucleotide messenger RNA. RefSeq names its product L-lactate dehydrogenase B-like. Bases 28 to 1080 code for a protein of 350 amino acids. NCBI's taxonomy places the organism in Eukaryota, Viridiplantae, Streptophyta, Magnoliopsida, Malvales, Malvaceae. Gene Ontology annotation, molecular function: L-lactate dehydrogenase (NAD+) activity. Gene Ontology annotation, cellular component: cytoplasm. Gene Ontology annotation, biological process: carboxylic acid metabolic process. The record is from RefSeq and is a predicted model, not a curated record. The transcript is spliced from 2 exons.
AAGUUAACUUCCAAUUCUCAUUUUGCAAUGCAAAUGAAUGGUUCUUCUUCUUCUUUUGGUCCAGGUGGUCUAGACUUGGCUCAAUCCUUUUUCAAGCCUAUCCAAAACGGUGCCCCACCGUCUACCACUAAGUGCCACACCAAAAUCUCCGUCGUUGGAGUUGGAAAAGUCGGUAUGGCAACAGCCCAAACCAUCCUCACUCAGAACUUAGCCGAUGAACUUGCCCUUCUCGAUGCUAAGCCCAAUAUGCUCCGUGGGGAAAUGCUUGACCUGCAACACGCCGCUGCGUUCCUCCCACGUACUAAGAUCAGUGCUUCAGCUGAUUACUCCGUGACUGUUGGGUCGGACCUGUGUAUUGUUACGGCUGGAGCACGUCAAAAACCUGGUGAGUCCAGGUUGAAUCUGUUGCAGAGGAAUGUUGCUUUGUUGUCGGAUAUUAUACCUCCGUUGGCGAAGAACUCGCCGGAUUCGAUUUUGUUGAUUGUUUCGAAUCCGGUGGAUCUUUUAACUUACGUAUCGUGGAAACUUUCGGGAUUUCCGUCGAACCGAGUCAUUGGUUCUGGUACGAACUUGGAUUCGUCGAGGUUUCGGUUCUUGAUCGCCGAUCAUUUAGACGUCAAUGCUCAGGAUGUGCAGGCCUACAUAGUUGGAGAGCAUGGAGACAGCUCGGUGGCACUAUGGUCGAGCAUUAGCAUCGGUGGAGUACCGGUUUUAAGCUUCCUAGAGAAACAACAAAUCGCCUAUGAGAAACAAACCCUUGAGAACAUUCACAAAGAAGUUAUCGACAGUGCAUACGAAGUGAUCAAUCUCAAAGGCUAUACAUCUUGGGCAAUUGGCUAUUCGGUGGCUAAUCUAGCUAGAAGCUUGCUUAGAGACCAAAGAAAAAUCCACCCAGUUUCAGUCUAUGCAAAAGGGUUUUAUGGCAUCGACGGCGGCGAUGUUUUCUUGAGCUUGCCGGCGCAUCUCGGUCGAGGUGGUGUCUUGGGUGUCACUAAUAUCCAUUUGACGGAUGAAGAAGUGGAAAAGCUUAGGAAAUCGGCUGAGACUAUACUUGAAGUUCAAAACCAGUUGGGACUUUAAGGAACGAUGGAGACUUUAAUGGAUAAAAGUACGGUGGAAGCCUUUAUAUCUACUGUUUCUAUUUUAAAAAUAGGUAAAUUAAUUCUUAUAUGUUAAAUUAAAGAGUAAAUUAA